ACCUCUCUAGUCUUGCAAUGUGUGCCUUAUGUAUUCACGAUAUGGGAAUUUAUGGUUUUGGGUUGUAACCUUUACCAGAAUGUCUCAAAGGUGUCGUUCACGGAAUCAGUGGUUGAAGCGAUGAAAGGAUUUGCUGACAUCCUUUGAACGUUUUACUUGUAUGCAGCUAACUACGAUUUUGUAGAUUAAGCACAUUGUGGAAAUGACCUUUAAUGCAGUAUAUGUUCUUGUGCAUGUGUUUUUCUUUUGAAUACUAUUAGUUUUUAUCAUUUUAAUCCAACUCUUAUGUUUUGAACGUAAGCUUCGUAGUAUAUGCGACCAAAACAAUUUCGUUUUUUAGAAUAAUAAGAAUUUAACUUGCAAAUAUCGACACUGAGAGAUAAUUAUCUGUUUCUUAACUGACUUAACGUACACUUUCUUCGGGAAUCCUUUGUUGGAAACAUUUUAUGUACAAUUUCAACCUAAUUUCUUCAAAUUUGCAGAGAUGAAAGUUUUCUAACAACAAUAUCGAGUAAAUUAACGGCCACUGACGAGAUCACAUGUAGGGGGUGUCAAGAAUGGCUACAGAGUUCUUCGCGGACUACGUGCAGCAUUGAUGAUUACUCACAAAUUUCCUCUGAGCAAUAUGGGUUUGAACCGUCUUCAGCAUUUCAUGUGUUGUUCACUAUUGAUUGUGUUGACACUAGGUGCAGUAGCACAAGGUUUUUCAUCGUUUGCACAAGGAUACCGAUCCAUGUCCUUCAAUGGUUUAAAUGUUUGCAGUUGUGUUGAAUGCGAAGUGAUGAAUCCUUCUAUGAUUCAAGUAACUGUCGUUGUUCGACGGUACACAAUAAGGUAUGAUGCAAGGUUUAAUGAGCUAGAGACGCCACCCAACUGGUGACCCUUAGAAACUCCUGUGCAGGUCGGGGUGGAGGCGUUGCAAUGUCUGUCUGAAUCGUCAAGGGUUUUUGUGCGUGUUUAAAGGUAAGCAACUUCUCGUCUCCUGUGGCAAUCGCUGGGAGUUGAGAGCAGGUUUGUGAAGGAGCUUCCGAAGAAGGAGCUUCCGAAGAAGGAGCUUGGGAUCCUUUCCCACUGAUUGCUGGGCUGCAAUCUUAUGGCUGUGGGGUAUGACUGGCAUUCAUAUCUGUAGCCUAGAACAACGUAGUAAAACUAAAUCUGCGCAGGAACUCCAUCGAAGAUACGUUAAUGAUUCAGCACAGGAGAUGACCCUAAACUUCCAAAUUUAGCAUCACCUUCUCUCUCCACGGAAUUGAUAUCAGAACGUUCAGGCGUAUGGAUGGGUGGGCGUGUUUAACCUGACCAGUAUGAGGCAGAUUUGUCGUGAUGCUGGAGGAUUGUUGUGGAGUAACUGCAGUAUCUGCGAUUCUUGUCGCAAUGUGAUCAAAAUUCAUUGUUGUGUUGUGCUUACUUUUUCCGUCUGACAUGAAGACGAUGUGGUGAUUAGUCAUCGUACAAGUUGAUCUUGAACUCAUAGUCCGUGGUGGCUGGGAUCUUGUACUCCAACGGCCACUGGAUAGGGCCAGCGAAGGAUUGUUCUACUGUAGCGCAGAGUUGGGUGUGAGCUUCUGGAAGAAGAAACUUGAGACAAUUUACAAUUGUCCCACGAUUGUCAUAGUGACCAGGAAAGAUGUCCAAGGGAAAAUCAAGGCCAGGUUCUGCAGAUGGCGAAAGGCCGAGCUCAAGCGGCAAGUCUAAGAAGCCACAUCACCAGAGCAAGUCAUCGUCAGCUGAUGGUUCGAAAUCCAAGUCGCCACGAUCAGCUUCAGCAGAUAGCUCCCGAAAUUCACCAAGGCCAGUGUUACCAGAUAAUGGCAAAAGGAAUCCACUGAGUAAGCUUAAUAGGCUACGUAACGGGGGUAAUCCAAAGCCAUCGUUCCUGGGAACAGGUGCAUCGGAGGCCACGAAGAUACUCUUAAAGACUAAGCCAAGGGCCUUUCGAUCAGCAGAUAGCUCCCCACGUUCAUCCAGAGGUGGCUUCCCAAAAGCAGGAUCAAGACAAGGCUCGCCUACUGGAUUCCCAAGGUCUCCAAGCUCGACAUCGAAGUUGACGACGUCCGAUCCAUGGGGUGGUUCCAACUCGGCUGUAAAGCGUCUGAUGGAAGAAACAUGUUCUGUGAAUGCGAGAGAAUCAACGCCCGAGGUUAAAGUGCGGAAGCUGGAAUUCAAUAAGUACUCUGACAAGGAAAGUCUUUUAAAUGAAUUGCAAAGUUUGAAGGAGGCGGUGGCUUAUCAGGCUUAUCACUUCCUGCUCCACAAAGCUCACCUUCAGGGUCUCCGAGCAAAGCAGAGAAAACUAGAGAAAAAAAUUGAAGACCUGGAAAUUACAGCCGGAUCCAAUGCACCACGAACAGGAGGUCAUAGCCGCUUGCUUUCAAAGAUAGCAGGUUUGCGUAUGAAAAUUGUGAGUCUCGAAGAUGACAUCACGAAUCACCAGGAGAAAAUCCAAAACCUCAAGUACAGAUACCAAGUCUGUCUGACACGGGAGGCUGUCAUGCAAAGAGAUAUGGCUGCAGGAGAUGUUUGGAGGCUCCAAAAAGAGCAGAGAGAGGCCAAGGAGAGACUCGUCAGUUUGACAACACACAACAGGAAAUUCUUAUAUUACAGAGACCUAGUCUUGCCAGAGCUUGAGAAGUCAUUUAAAAUCAAAACGGAAAAGUUGAAGGAAGGGAAACUUCGAAUCAAAGAAACAGAAGAACAAGGCAAACGAUUCACAGCUGAGUCACACAAUUGGAAGAAAGCGGCAGACAAGUUCCAGAAGCGAGCUACCGAACUACGGGACGAGCAAAAGAAGAUGAGAGGCAAGCUGAAACAGGAACUUGAAAGGAAACGGAAGACACAGCAAAGCGCUUGGGCAUUGGAAUACGAGACCUGCAUGCUGGAGAAAGAGGUCAGGUACAGACGCAAGAUGGGUACACUCAAGAGAGAAACUAAGAUAAGCAAGUCAUCUGGUACAGAGAAAGGUGAAAUUGAGAAGGAGUCUAAGAAGAAUAAGAAGAAAAAGAAGAAGAAGUAGAAGCCUGGGCAUUGACAGCCUGCUUGUCACAUGGAGGAACUGAAAUCAGCACAGGAGUGCAGCCCCUAUUGCCUGUCCAUCACUACAUCCAAAGCCAGUGCCUGAGUUACAGAAGCUAUGGCUAUGGCUAUGGCUACGGCAAUCCGCAAGGAUGUAGCUCACCAUGUUUCAUUGUAUUGCAACCAGCAAGCUGAAGCUCUCAUGGUACAGAUGAAGCUUCAUGUGGGUGUCUCUCUUUCCAUCAAUGACCCACUUGUUGGGUUUCUACAACCUUCAAUGUGUUGUAAUUUUGUAAAGCUCCUCACAUUCUAUCACAUUUGUUUCUUUCCGUGGAAAGGAAAAAUGUGACAAAUGGAUCUAAGCCAGCUUCAAACUCAUCCAGUUUACGGGUCAAAAUUUUCCAUAUGCAGAAAGCCUUCAAGCUUGAAACGUGGAGAGUCUAUAUUGAGCUUAGAUAUGAUUCAUGGUUUGCCAAAUAUAUUUUGGGGAUAUUAUGUACUUCUGCUAUAACUUAUGAAUUCUUUUUUGUUGAAUUUUUAUUUAUUUUGGGAAAAAAGAAGCACUGGAGCAUGGAGAAGCAACAUUGCACAUAAUGAUGAUUGAAGAAAGACAUAGAAUUCUAAGUGUGUUGGAAGAAUAUUGUUGAAAACCAUCAUAAUGUAGUAAAACCACAAAAUGAUAUAUAAGUAUGCUAUUUUUUGAAUAGAAGUCAACAAUGACUUGUGCAAUAUAUAGUAGAAGUGCUUCUGAUUUUGUUUAAGGCUAAGAUCAUAUCUGUCACUAUUUAUUCAAUUUGAAUCAUUCGUUUUAAAUAAUCGUUUGAAGUUUAUUAACUA
Physcomitrium patens is the source of this 3849-nucleotide messenger RNA. RefSeq lists its product as uncharacterized. The record is from RefSeq and is a predicted model, not a curated record. NCBI's taxonomy places the organism in Eukaryota, Viridiplantae, Streptophyta, Bryopsida, Funariales, Funariaceae.